GCUUUUUUUUACCCCGUGGAAAAGCGGACUGUCAUGUUAAUUUACGUCAACGUUACUUGGCUAAAGUUUCACCGGGCGUCCACGUUGACAACUUGUUUACAAUGGUGCCCAUUCAUAGCUCUGCUAAGGCAACGUUGACAGUUCGUUCCUGGACUGAGUUAGCGUUUUAUAGCUAGUCAGGCUGCGUUGGACGGACAUUGUUAUAAGGGCUCUAUAAUGAAUCAUGGCGAUGACUGCUGUACAGCAGCAGAAGAUGGAGCUCAGAGUGACCAGCAGCAGCCUCUCAUUCUGGAAAGAGUGGAGGAAGAAAAGGCCAAAAGCUGGCAAUCUGUUGUGUCACAUUGUCUGAACAAACACUGCUUGUGCACCCCGAAAAAAGCUAAAUCCAAAUUAUUGGGCUUCGUCCCGAUUCUGAAAUGGCUGCCACGCUACCAGCUCAGGGAAUGGCUGCUGGGCGAUGUCAUGUCAGGACUGAUUGUCGGAAUCCUGUUGGUCCCUCAGUCCAUAGCCUACUCCUUGUUGGCCAGUCAGGACCCCAUAUAUGGUCUCUAUACUUCUUUCUUCUCAUCCAUCAUUUAUGCCCUCUUAGGCACUUCUAGACACAUCUCAGUGGGGAUUUUUGGGGUGCUCUGCCUGCUUGUAGGUCAGGUUGUGGAUAGAGAAUUAGCUUUGGCAGGAUACCUCACAGAAAGUGCCAUCCUCAAUAGUAGCAAUAGCACCGUCUUGCUGGCUGGCCAGGGGAAUGGCAGUGUUGGGGUGGGAUGUGACAGAAGCUGCUAUGCAAUCACAGUGGGAGCUACAGUUACCUUUACUGCUGGAGUUUACCAGGUGCUAAUGGGCAUUUUCCAGGUAGGCUUUGUCUCAGUCUACCUGUCCGACUCCCUUCUCAGUGGCUUCGCUACAGGAGCCUCCCUGACCAUUCUCACGUCCCAGUUCAAGUACCUUCUGGGCCUGAAGAUCCCCAGGCCUCAGGGCUGGUUCACCCUGUUUAAGACCUGGUACAGCCUGCUCACCAACCUGAGCCACACCAACAUUUGUGACCUGGUGACCAGUUUGGUGUGUUUGCUGAUACUGAUACCUACCAAAGAGCUCAACAAUCGAUUCAAAGCCAAGCUGAAGGCUCCCAUUCCCUUCGAGCUCUUUGUGGUGGUAAUUGCGACAGUGGCUUCUCACUUUGGCAGCUUCAACAGCGACUACGGGUCGGGCGUGGCUGGUGACAUCCCCACUGGCUUCCUCCCUCCCCAGCUGCCGAUGUGGACUCUGAUCCCCAACAUUGCCGUUGAUGCCUUCUCCAUUGCCAUCGUGGGGUUCGCCAUCACCGUCUCACUGUCAGAGAUGUUUGCCAAGAAGCACGGCUACACAGUGGACGCCAACCAGGAGUUGUACGCCAUUGGCUUCUGCAACAUCCUGCCAUCGUUCUUCCGCUGCUUCACCACCAGCGCCGCACUGACUAAGACCCUCGUCAAGGAGUCAACAGGGUGCCAGACUCAGAUAUCUGGGCUGGUCAGCGCCCUUGUCCUGCUGCUGGUGCUGCUGGUUAUCGCACCGCUCUUCUAUUCCCUUCAAAAAUGUGUGUUAGCCGUCAUCAUCCUGGUUAACCUUCGCGGAGCUUUACGGAAGUUUACCGACAUUCCCGACAUGUGGCGUGUCAACCGUGUCGAUACCUCUAUCUGGCUGAUCACAAUGGCAACCUCGGCGCUGGUCAACACAGAGCUGGGUCUGCUCGUGGGGGUUUUGGUGUCAGCCCUGUGCGUCCUGGGCCGAACCCAGCGAGCCCAGGUACUGGAGCUUGGCCGGGCGACAACCAGGGAUCAUUAUGAUGACCUGUUGUCUUACCGCGGCCUUCGGACACAUCCCGGAGUGGCUGUUUUUAGAUACGAGGCUCCAAUCUAUUACGCCAACCAGAGCUUGUUCAAAAAAUCUCUCUACAGGUGUGUAGGGCUUGAUCCUGUGAAGGAGAAAACCCGGCUUAUGAAGUUCAAGAGGAAGAACAAACAGCAGGGAGAGGUUGCACGAGUCCCACAUAUAAAUUCAGGGGAUACGGAGGGUGCAGGUAAAGAGGAUGGGUUUGAAGCUGGUGCGACUGUAACCUCAAUGCUCGACAAUAAAUCUUCCCGUAGCUUACGUAGCUUGGUGAUCGACUGCAGUGCCAUCUUGUUUCUAGAUACUGCUGGAGUGAAUGCUCUGAAAGAGGUCCUCAAAGAUUAUGAAGAACUUGGGAUCAAGGUUGUUCUGGCCCGGUGUAAUAUCUCAGUACUGGACGCACUGGAAAGAGGGGGAUACUACCCAAUCAAAAAAGGAUGUGAUGGAGGAGAAAACAAAAUCAUGUUCUUCACCAUCGCAGAUGCCGUCCGCUACGUCCAAAGCCUCUCAGCUAACGGAGAUUAUGACAGCAAAUGCUAAAAAA
Messenger RNA from Sander lucioperca (pikeperch), 2407 nucleotides. RefSeq names its product solute carrier family 26 member 2 (gene slc26a2). The record is from RefSeq and is a predicted model, not a curated record. Bases 217 to 2403 code for a protein of 728 amino acids. The transcript is spliced from 5 exons. NCBI's taxonomy places the organism in Eukaryota, Metazoa, Chordata, Actinopteri, Perciformes, Percidae. Gene Ontology annotation, biological process: transmembrane transport. Gene Ontology annotation, molecular function: secondary active sulfate transmembrane transporter activity; bicarbonate transmembrane transporter activity; oxalate transmembrane transporter activity. Gene Ontology annotation, cellular component: membrane.